Punica granatum (pomegranate) is the source of this 1564-nucleotide messenger RNA. The record is from RefSeq and is a predicted model, not a curated record. NCBI's taxonomy places the organism in Eukaryota, Viridiplantae, Streptophyta, Magnoliopsida, Myrtales, Lythraceae.
UGCGAAGAAAUUUUAGCGAGGAGAAUCAAAUUUGAAACUUUCUGAUUUGAAACGAUCACAAGUACGGUUAACCGGCUGCCGCACCGGAUCGCCUCUCCCUUGCGUCGAAUCUCCGCCAGUCUCGUUAUUCUGCGAAACAUCGCGCGCUUUCCAGUUCUAGAGAUUCGGAUUCCGUACAUCGCCCCCAACCGUUUGGAACUUAUCCCCUGGGAAUCAGAAUCCCCAUCACAUUCAUCGUCUUCGCUCUCUUCUCUUCUCAGUCAGACCGGUCCCAUUCGGCCAUUCCAACUGACCCGCUCAAGAACUGCUUGCUGCUGCUUCGACCGUGACUGCCGCUGCAAUAGACGGAUACGGCGUGAUGGCCGGAGGGUACGAGGGCAACGGGGUCGGGGUGGGGCGGGCCGGCACAUGGGUGGUCGGCACGCCGGUGGAGCCCCAGGCUCAUCCCGGGAACCGGCAGGCCGCCACUUGGGCCGCCGGCGAAGCUCAUCCUCCUCCUAAUCAGUCCGCCUACAUGAACAACCCGACGCCUUCCGCGUCGUACUCCGCAAAUCACAGCAACGGCGGGGGAGCUGGAAGCAACCCGUACGUCUUCGUGUCCCCAGUUCCUCCAGCUCACUCCUCGUCCUCCUCCGCCUACUCCUCUGGGAGACGUCCGAUGGAUAAGCUGUGUGAUGUGCUGAAUCGGUGCGGGAAGAGGUUCGAGGAGGCCACUCGGAGAACGGAGUACAUGGCUGACAGCGUUUGGCAUCAUCUGAAAACUGGCCCAAGUGUGACCGAUGCAGCAAUUGCAAGACUUGCUCAGGGGACCAAGGUUCUGACAGGAGGAGGACAGGAGAAGGUGUUUCAACAUACAUUUGAGACGCUACCGGGAGAGAAGCUCAUGAAGGCUUAUGCUUGCUAUCUAUCAACUUCCUCGGGGCCUGUGAUCGGAACCCUGUACCUGUCCACCAAAAGGCUGGCCUUUUGCAGUGAUAAUCCCCUGUGCCGUUAUACUCCGACUGGCCAGCAAGAGUGGAUGCACUACAAGGUGGUGGUGCUAAUCGAUCAGUUGAGUGCCGUUAAUCCUUCUGCCAACAGGAUGAAUCCUCAUGAGAGGUACAUCCAAGUUAUCACGGGGGAUGGUCAUGAAUUCUGGUUCAUGGGUUUCAUAUCGUACGAUAAGGCUCUCAAGAAUAUCAACGAGGCUUUACAGCAGUCUCGCAACCAUUGAAGGAUAUGACCCGUUGCCCGUGGCCUCUCUGAGCUAUUCGAUCAGAACACCACCUUGGCGUGUUCUAUGCCUCUGCUGGUCAGACGGUUGGUGUGAACCUGAUCUUCAGUUGAUACCCAUGUCAGCGAGUUAUUCCAGGAACCAUGAAUCACGGGUUCUACACGUUGUUGUUGUUAUUUUUAUAUCUUGUGUGAUUGCAGAUGGAUAGAUAAUUCGUCUGUUUGAUUAAUCAAUUAAUUUACGUGUUCGUCAUGGUUGCCACCAGAUAGCCAUUGAUGUUAAUGAGUCUUCAUUAGUUUAUUGAUUAAUAUAUAUAUAUAUAUCGUUGAUCAUGCGAUAUUAUUCUUAUAA